Messenger RNA from Gracilinanus agilis (Agile Gracile Mouse Opossum), 886 nucleotides. Its product is annotated as ADP-ribosylation factor-like protein 6. Lineage: Eukaryota; Metazoa; Chordata; Mammalia; Didelphimorphia; Didelphidae. Gene Ontology annotation, molecular function: GTPase activity; GTP binding. Gene Ontology annotation, cellular component: axoneme; cytoplasm. The transcript has a single exon. Gene Ontology annotation, biological process: vesicle-mediated transport; intracellular protein transport; protein localization to cilium. The coding region runs from base 1 to 558 and encodes 185 amino acids. The record is from RefSeq and is a predicted model, not a curated record.
AUGGGAUUGCUGGACAAGCUGUCAGGCUUGCUUGGCCUAAAGAAGAAGGAAGUUCAUGUUCUGUGCCUUGGGCUGGAUAACAGUGGCAAAACUACCAUCAUUAACAAACUCAAACCUUCGAAUGCUCAAACUCAAGACAUAGUUCCAACAAUAGGCUUCAGUAUAGAGAAAUUCAAGACAUCCAGCUUGUCUUUCACAGUAUUUGACAUGUCAGGUCAAGGGAGAUAUAGAAACUUAUGGGAACAUUAUUACAAAGAAGGCCAGGCCAUUAUUUUUGUCAUUGAUAGUAGUGACAGAUUAAGAAUGGUUGUAGCCAAAGAACUUGAUAUUCUCCUGAAUCAUCCAGAUAUUAAGAACCGCCGAAUACCAAUUUUAUUCUUUGCUAACAAAAUGGAUCUUAGAGAUGCAGUAACAUCUGUAAAAGUGUCUCAGUUGCUAUCUUUAGAGAACAUCAAAGAUAAACCAUGGCAUAUUUGUGCUAGUGAUGCCAUUAAGGGAGAAGGGUUACAAGAAGGUGUAGACUGGCUGCAAGAUCAGAUCCAAGCAGUGAAGACAUGAAAAGAUAAUGAUUAUAAGACACGAUGAUGUUCAUAAACUUCAACAGUUGUUUCAUUUCAAGGCAUGAUUUCUUAAAGCACAUUUUGUUUAUUAUUUUAUUUUAUGCUUUGCCUCUGUGUGUGUUUAAGGAUGUCAUACAUUAUUCUGUUUGCCUUCAUGGAGUUGAGAAGUAUUAGCUUUUUAUUUUUUAGCAAUAUAACUUCUCAGGUACGCUGAGCCCAUGAAUUAUAUUCAGGCCAAAUCUUCCUUAGCAAGGACACUAAAAUAAUGAGUCCAUUAAAUGUCUGCAUUCAAUUUUAAUCAUUUUUUGUUUUUUUAGUAUACAUAA